This is a messenger RNA of Thermothielavioides terrestris NRRL 8126, 471 nucleotides long. RefSeq lists its product as uncharacterized. The annotation marks the transcript as partial. The record is from RefSeq and is a predicted model, not a curated record. Gene Ontology annotation, molecular function: protein binding. NCBI's taxonomy places the organism in Eukaryota, Fungi, Ascomycota, Sordariomycetes, Sordariales, Chaetomiaceae. The transcript has a single exon.
AUGCUUCGCAAGGCGAAGGACUGCCGUCUGGCUGUCUUGGUCAAUUUGCCCUUUAGCGCCCCAAGAGACGUUCAUCGCCAAUGGCCCCUGAAGCUGCUUGGGAGUCCGCUAGCUGUUGCUGUCUCCGUCAACUCGCUGAUGGCGGUGAAAGCGCUCCUUGAUCUUGGGGCCGAUCCAUUUUUGCCUGUCUAUGACGGGAUACAGUUUCAACCAGGAGAUCCUCGCCAACAAUGGACCGCCUUUCACAUAGCAGCGAAGUAUCACUGCGGCGACAUCCUUCAAUAUCUUGUCGAACACACGGACACGAGCAAGCAAUUGGGCCUCUCGGCCCUUGGAUGCGCCUUAGCCUUCUCGACUUCCCUCGAGCGGCUCGCCAUGCACGGUCCACGACGCACCAAGCAACUAGACCGGACAAUUCAGAUCAUCCAGGGUAUCCAGUCCCUCGCCGUCAUGACUUCCAACGGGAUGACG